Sordaria macrospora k-hell is the source of this 2433-nucleotide messenger RNA. RefSeq lists its product as uncharacterized. The record is from RefSeq and is a predicted model, not a curated record. Gene Ontology annotation, cellular component: plasma membrane. NCBI's taxonomy places the organism in Eukaryota, Fungi, Ascomycota, Sordariomycetes, Sordariales, Sordariaceae. Gene Ontology annotation, molecular function: sulfate transmembrane transporter activity. Gene Ontology annotation, biological process: transmembrane transport.
AUGCCCUCCCGAUCUUCCUCCUCGCGCCUCGACGCCGGGCCGUUAAACUCGAAUCCGCCUAAUGUUCCACCACCAGCGGGAGCCGCCCACGAACAUGCCCCAGCCCAACCCAGCGGUCUCCGACAGAGCUACACUGUCUCGUCAUCGUACAGCUCGAUCUCGGACUUUGAGCGCGGCGGCGGUGGCGAUGAGGACAACGGCGCUGGGCCAAGUGGUGGUGGUGACAGGACAGUCCGCUUCGGCGCUGCUCCGAACGAGAGAACCGGCCUUCUCUCCCGUGAGCACGGCCACGGCACCUUUACCGCAGCCCGGGGAACCAUGAGCCCCAGCAACGCCAGUGACGCCGACUCGCUUCCCGGCUUCGCCUUUGACACACCAACCGACACCGACCUCGACUUCUCCGCCUACGACUCCGAGCCAGCCUCGCCAGCCAACGGUGAAGGGCCAGCAUCAGGAAAACCCAAGAAGCGAAAGAGCUGGAAACGCCACCUCUCGUCCCGCAUCACCACCCAGAAGAUAAACACGUCGAGAGAUCUUGCCCGCCGUCAUGGUGUUAAGGACACCCCCGGCAUGUACCUCUCUUACUACCUGCCCGUUUUGGUCUGGGCUCGGGAGUACAGCUGGUCUUACUUCAAAGGCGACUUCAUUGCCGCUCUGACAGUAGCAGGCAUGUACGUCCCCAUGGCGCUCUCUCUCGCCGAUAAUCUCGCCCACGUCCCGGCCAUCAACGGCCUAUACUCCUUCGUCUGGAACCCGCUCGUCUACGCGUUGUUGGGGUCCUGCCCGGCUAUGAUUGUCGGUCCCGAAGCAGCUGGUAGUCUGUUGGUGGGCACAGCGGUGAAAGCUAGUGUCGAUCUGGGAAGGGGAGGGGACGAAGACGGCGUGCUCCAUGCCAAGAUCUGUGGAAUUGUUGCUGGUAUGGCUGGCGCCAUGGUCUUCGCGGCUGGAGUGGCGAGGCUGGGCUUUUUGGAUAGUGUUUUGUCCAGGCCGUUUUUGCGGGGAUUCAUCUCCGCCAUCGGUGUCGUCAUUGCCGUUGAUCAGCUCAUUCCGGAACUUGGACUGAAUCAUGUCGUUGCGAAGCACCCCGGUGUCGGCCACGGGAGCUCGGUAGAGAAGCUGAGGUUCAUCUUUGGAAACUUGGACAAGGUGCACACGCUGACGGCGAUUGUGGCCGGCACGAGCUUCCUGGUUAUCAUGGUUUGCAGGGAGAUCAAGAGAAGGAUGCAACCAAGGUACCCGGGCGUUGCGUACGUGCCAGAUCGAUUCUUGGUUGUGGUGUUGGCGUCGUUUUUGGCUUACUGGUUCGAGUGGGAUAAGAAGGGCGUUGCGGUGUUGGGGACCGUGGAGGCGGCAAGCCACCAAACGUUCAAGUUCCGGUGGCCGUUCCAGCCUAGCAAUAUGCAGCUCAUGAGGGACUCGAUGGGCACGUCGUUCCUGAUUGCCCUGCUGGGUUUCUUUGAGAGUUCGGUCGCGGCCAAGAGUAUCUCGAGCAGCGAGCCGUUUGCUGGCGUUCAGCUGAGCGCGAACAGGGAACUGGUGGCUUUGGGCGCGGCGAACUUUGUGGGAGCGUGCUUCAUGAGCUUACCUGCCUUUGGAGGGUACGGGAGAAGCAAGGUCAACAAGGCUACUGGUGGAAAGACGCCUAUGAGCUCCAUUAUCCUCAGUCUCUUGACUUUGUUCACCAUCUUGUUCCUCCUUCCCUAUCUCUACUAUCUUCCUAAACCCGUCCUCUCGUCCCUCAUCAGCGUCGUAGCCUGGUCCCUUAUCGAAGAAUGCCCUCACGACAUUACAUUCUUCCUACGCCUGCGCGCCUGGCCCGAACUGGCACUAAUGUCCAUCAUUCUCCUCUCCACCAUCUUCUUUUCCUUGACCCUCGGCAUGGCCAUCGGCGUCGGUCUCUCCCUCCUACAAGUCAUCCGCAACGCUACCCGGCCACGCAUCCAGAUCUUGGGUCGCAUCCCGGGCACCAACCGGUUCGAAAACGCAGAAUUCUUCUCUGACUCGCCAGACCGCUUGGAGUUCAUCGAUGGCUGUCUGAUCGUAAAGAUCCCCGAACCAUUGACGUUUGCCAACACCGGCGAACUCAAGUCCCGACUGAGAAGACUGGAACGCUACGGAACCAACGAGGCCCACCCCGCUUUGCCGAGACUGAGGCAGGAAGACAGUAAUAAGAACAUUAUCUUUGAUGUCCAUGGUGUGACAAGCAUGGAUGGGAGCGGCACGCAGGUGCUGGAGGAGAUUGUCAGGGGCUAUAGAGAACGAGGCGUAAGGGUGUUCUUUAGUCGGGUUCCCGGAGGCAGGGAUAGUAAGGACAGUGAGGUGUGGAAGAUGAUGGAAAGGAGCGGGAUUGUGGAGUUGGUCGGAGGAGAGGGGCAUUUUGUUAGUGAUGUGGGGGAUGCGUUGAAGAUGACCGAGGUGGAAGGGGAGGAGUGA